This is a messenger RNA of Vigna unguiculata (cowpea), 867 nucleotides long. The record is from RefSeq and is a predicted model, not a curated record. Lineage: Eukaryota; Viridiplantae; Streptophyta; Magnoliopsida; Fabales; Fabaceae.
AUGAGGUUAGUCGACCCUAAUGAGGGUUUACUUGUAAAAGCCUUUGUGAAGGGGCUCCGAGCCAGUUCCUUCGAUGAAUCCCUGUACCGGUUUCUGCCAAAGACCUUAAUGGAGAUUAGGCAAAGGGCAGCUAUGGAGAUAGAGACCGAAGAGGCCAUGCGUCAUAAAAAAGUAGGGGACAAGAGAACGCUGGCUCAUACCAAGAGUGAACGAGAUAUCAAAACUUAUCGAAGAGAAAGGACUCCACUGCGAGCUAGACCGAAUCGUCGUUUCGUUCCUUACAUAUCACAACAAAGGACCGAGUAUCGACGAAUUCAGAAAAUCCCAAGCUUCAGGGUGGCUCUAACUGAAAUAUUGGAAGAUGCGGAAAUAUCUAAACAUUUGCGCUAUCCCAAUAUCACAGGGAGAACACUCAGAAGUAGACCGGAUGCUUGGUGUAAGUUUCAUCAGGCCGGAAGUCAUGACACAAAUUCGUGUUAUGCCUUAAAUAAUCAACUUUCUACGUUGGCAGACAGGGGACUCAUGAGGAAAUUUAUGAAAUCUGAUACAGAUGCGGAACCAUCCGAAACUUGUCCAGCCCCCGACUUGCACGAGACACCUGUGCUAGGGGAUUUCAAUACGAUAGCAGGAGGUUUCGCGGAAGGAGGACAAACCAGCUCGGCUAGGAAAAGAUAUGUAAGAAGUGUCAUGACUACAGCCAAAAUCGAAAGGCCAAAGAAAGUUCUGGCUAUAGUCUUUUCGAGUGAAGAUUUAAAGGGAGUAGUUCCGCAUGAAGAUGAUCCCAUCGUCUUGUCUGUUAUCAUGAUGGGAAGGAAUGUUCAUAGAGUGCUAGUUGAUCAGGGGAGUUCUGCCGAUAUGAUGUUCUGA